CCCCAUCUGUCGUUCACACGAACUCCAGUCUUUCACAUUCAGUAGCCAAUAAGAUCGAAGAAAUGGUGGAAAACCGAUUCCACCUCUGGAGAUAAAUGUUGAUUGGCAUAUCAGAUAACCAAUAGGGAACGCCACUUUGUACCCCUUGGGAGGCACCGAUCUCCGCCGUCUCGUUUCCGGCGGUCGCGCGCUCUUUUCUCGGGACGGUAAAGGCCGUGUAGCGUCGCCGUUACUCUGAGCAGAAAACAGUCGGUGAGGGGUACAAAGAUGCAGAGCAAUAAAACUUUUAACUUGGAGAAACAAAACCACACUCCAAGGAAGCAUCAUCAACAUCACCAUCAGCAGCACCACCAGCAGCAACAGCAGCAGCCACCACCUCCACCAAUGCCUGCAAAUGGGCAGCAAGCCAGCAGCCAGAAUGAAGGCUUGACUAUUGACCUGAAGAAUUUUAGGAAACCAGGAGAGAAGACCUUCACCCAGCGUAGUCGGCUCUUUGUGGGCAAUCUUCCUCCUGACAUCACUGAGGAGGAGAUGAGGAAACUGUUUGAGAAAUAUGGGAAGGCAGGCGAAGUCUUCAUUCAUAAGGACAAGGGCUUUGGCUUUAUCCGCUUGGAAACACGAACCCUAGCGGAGAUUGCCAAAGUAGAACUGGACAACAUGCCACUCCGUGGAAAGCAGCUGCGUGUGCGCUUUGCCUGCCAUAGUGCAUCCCUUACAGUCCGAAACCUUCCUCAGUAUGUGUCCAAUGAACUGCUGGAGGAGGCCUUUUCUGUGUUCGGCCAGGUGGAGAGGGCUGUAGUCAUUGUGGAUGAUCGAGGCAGGCCCUCAGGAAAAGGCAUUGUUGAAUUCUCAGGGAAGCCAGCUGCUCGAAAAGCUCUGGACAGAUGCAGUGAAGGCUCCUUCCUGCUAACCACAUUUCCUCGACCUGUGACUGUGGAGCCCAUGGACCAGUUAGAUGAUGAAGAGGGACUCCCAGAGAAGCUGGUUAUAAAGAAUCAGCAAUUUCACAAAGAGCGAGAACAGCCACCCAGAUUUGCACAGCCUGGCUCCUUUGAGUAUGAGUAUGCCAUGCGCUGGAAGGCACUUAUUGAGAUGGAAAAGCAGCAGCAGGACCAAGUGGACCGAAACAUCAAGGAAGCUCGUGAGAAGCUGGAGAUGGAAAUGGAGGCUGCUCGCCAUGAGCACCAGGUCAUGCUGAUGAGGCAGGAUUUGAUGAGGCGCCAAGAAGAACUUCGGAGGAUGGAAGAGCUGCACAAUCAAGAAGUGCAAAAACGAAAGCAGCUGGAGCUCAGGCAGGAGGAGGAGCGCAGGCGCCGAGAGGAAGAGAUGCGGCGGCAACAAGAAGAAAUGAUGCGACGACAGCAGGAAGGAUUCAAGGGAACCUUCCCUGAUGCGAGAGAGCAGGAGAUACGGAUGGGUCAGAUGGCUAUGGGAGGUGCUAUGGGCAUAAACAACAGAGGCGCCAUGCCCCCUGCUCCUGUGCCAGCUGGUACCCCAGCUCCUCCAGGACCAGCCACUAUGAUGCCAGAUGGAACCUUGGGAUUGACCCCACCAACAACUGAACGGUUUGGCCAAGCUGCUACAAUGGAAGGAAUUGGAGCAAUUGGUGGAACCCCUCCUGCAUUCAACCGUGCAGCUCCUGGAGCUGAAUUUGCUCCAAACAAACGUCGCCGAUACUAAUAAAAUUGCAGUGUCUAGUUUCCCAAAACCCUUAAAAGAAGGACCCUUUUUGGACUUAGCCGAAUUCUACUCUGGAAAAGUGUUAGGGAUUCCUCCCAAUAGUUUAGGUCUUCCCUGCCUGUAGUACUCUAGGGAGUAUGUUGGAGGCAGAGGGUAAGGGAGGGGUGAUAUUUAACAAAUCAGUUCUAUGUGGUAUAUCCUUUCACUAAUCAAUUCUGUGUGGUGCAUUCCUAAAAUCUCAUGUGAUUGUUGAGAGCCUGCGAGGGCCAGGGAGCCAUGGCAAAAUGGAUCCAAUUAGAGCCCCCAUUAAUCUUAAUCAUUCCACUUUUUGUCCACCCUGUUCUAUUUGCUUUCUUGAGCCCCCCCCCCCACCCCAGUCGGUAAAGAAUCUGCCUGCAAUGAUGGAGACCUGAUUUCGAUUCCUGGGUCAGGAAGAUCCCCUGGAGAAGGAAAUGGCAACCCACUCCAGUAUUCUUGCCUGGAGAAUCCUGUAGACAGAGGAGCCUGGCAGGCUACAGUCCAUGGGGUCACAAGAGUUGGACACGACUUAGUGCACUGUCUUACCCCAGAGAUCCUGCCACAUAUACCACAAAAAUGAAACAUCCCCCAAUGACCUUGGCCCCACUGUUCCAAUCACUCCCAGGUGGGAAUUCAGGCACAUGUCCACAGAGGUCACAGACAACAUACAUACGGUUCUGUUAUGUCCCAUAUAUUACCCUUUCAUGUCCCAAGGAAGACAUUUUCUCUUAGAGAUUUUCAUUUAGUGUAUCUUUAAAAAAUCUUGUGUUAAACUUGCCUCCAUCUUUUUCUUGGGUAAAGACAACCCAGAAAUGGCCCUUUUGUGUCUGUGAUGUUGCCAUUCACAGCUUUGAUAGGCCUAGUACAAUCUUGAGAACAGGGUUGCUGUAUGCUGAAUGUCAGACGGUAGCUCUUAGCUUUGCCUAUCUUAGGUAGUUAUGCUGUGCAUUUUUUAUUGGUGUACCAUGUUUGAUUUGUCCCUAAUACCUUUGAAGUUUUUCUGAGAAAUGAAAUAAUGCAACAUGAACUUAUUAAAAUACAUUUUAAGCCUUUUAA
Messenger RNA from Capra hircus (goat), 2754 nucleotides. It is a transcript of the gene NONO, whose product is annotated as non-POU domain containing, octamer-binding. The transcript is spliced from 11 exons. The record is from RefSeq and is a predicted model, not a curated record. Gene Ontology annotation, biological process: regulation of DNA-templated transcription. Gene Ontology annotation, molecular function: RNA binding. Gene Ontology annotation, cellular component: nucleus. The coding region runs from base 268 to 1680 and encodes 470 amino acids. Lineage: Eukaryota; Metazoa; Chordata; Mammalia; Artiodactyla; Bovidae.